Molecule: messenger RNA, 972 nt
Organism: Hirsutella rhossiliensis
Lineage: Eukaryota; Fungi; Ascomycota; Sordariomycetes; Hypocreales; Ophiocordycipitaceae
Product: SH3 domain-containing protein
Exons: 3
Coding region: 1-972 (323 amino acids)
Biological process (GO): regulation of actin filament polymerization
Molecular function (GO): protein binding
Source: RefSeq, a predicted model, not a curated record
AUGCCCCCCUACGGUUCCUUGGGCUCUCCCUCGAUCAGGAAAAUGGAACAGUCGCGCGGCAAAGGCCGCAAGGGUGUUCGCUUGGGCAAUAUCCUCGGUGAUCCGUUUGCUUUGGCUACAAUUUCCAUCUCUCUCCUUGCAUGGUUCAUCACCUUCAUCGCGUGCAUCAUCUCUCAAGUCCAGGCCACCGACGGCGACCGAUUCCCUUCGUUUGCCUGGUGGUCUGUCGUCUACAGCCUGUUCCUCAUUCUCGGCGUCUUCGUCGUCGUCGCCAGCGACUCCGUACACACCUACCAUGUCGCCGUCACUGGCUACCUCGCCGGGGGCAUGGUGCUGGUCACCUCCUCGGUCAACUCCCUCGUCUACUCCAAGAGCGGGGCUAGGGAAGCAGCCGCUGCGGGCUUCAUCCUCCUAUCCAUGGUGGUGAUUGUCUGGAUUUCCUACUUUGGCUCGACGCCUUCGUCUACGCCGCGCGCCUUCCUCGACUCCUUCGCCCUGGCCAAGGACUCAGGCCCCAUGUCCAACCAGGCCUUGAACGGCUACUACGGCGGCACCGAUCGCCCCGAGACCUCUAAUUCGGUCCAGCCUCCCCAGAUGUACACGUCUGCACAACUCAAUGGCUUCGAGAACUCGUCACCCAUCGCCGGACCCUCUCAAGCCAACGGCUCUCGCGGCGCCGCCAUGCCCACGGGCUUUGGCAGCGGCUCUGCCCCGCCACCCCAACCUCAGCCUCAGCCGCAGCCGCUACAACAGCCAAAGCCCAGCGACACCGAGGUUGUUGCCCCGACCGACUAUCCCUACCAAGCCAAGGCCAUCUACAGCUACGAGGCAAACCCCGACGACGCAAACGAGAUUUCCUUUGUCAAGCAUGAGAUCCUCGAGGUGUCGGACGUCAGCGGACGAUGGUGGCAGGCACGAAAGCAAAAUGGCGAGAUCGGCAUCGCACCCAGCAACUACCUCAUUCUGUUAUGA